AACCGGUGGAUGCUGCAGGAGAAAAAGCGGUCCGCUUGAAGAAAAACGCGCGCGCGGUCAAAUUCCGUACCGUUGUGGAUCGUUUAUAGUGAGAUUGCUUUUAUUUCAUUAUAUAAUUUGUGUUAUGGUGUCAUAAAAAAAAACUUCUUUUAUUUAACGAGGUAGACUAAUUCGUAAACGAGUAUUAUUUUCUGAGAUGCGAUCAAACUAGUGAUUACAAAGUUUUUAUUCCUAAUAAAAUUUCGAGUGAUAUAGCAUCGGCUUGGUUCAACGCAAGGAAACGGUCGGAAAUACAAACACGUGAACCGGUGUACCUGGAUGUUACAAAUUAAGCGAACGCCGCGGCGUAUCCGUUGAUCUUGCGGACGUGCAGAUCAGGCAAAGGCAGGUUUUUAAUUGGACGUUAAACAACGAACGAAAGUUCAAACGGUGUUCCCGGUCGGUUGGCGUUCUAAGAUGAACAUCAACUGCUGACACACAUCGUCUGUACGGGGCGUUGAGACUUGCUAUGACAUAGAACUGUCUCUGACGACGACGACGACGACGACUACAACGACGACAGCAGUGAGAGAUACGGCGCGAAAGAUCGACAACAGGUGAUGUCAACGUCAGAAGACCGGCACAGUAAUUUAAUUAAAUCCCAGUACGACGCUAUCACGUCGGGCUCGGCGAUUGAACUGCUGACGGUUGCGGCCACGGAACGCCAUGGUCUUUGCGAGGCAGUGGAGCAAGAUGGUAGUGCGAACGAAAAUAGCCAUCACAUUAGCGGCGGAACGCGGAACGAAGACCAGAGUAAAACUGUAAACGCGCGACGACGGUGGAAGUUGUUGGCCAAGGCACUGCGGCACGACUCUAGUGAGGAUGAUCAGUUUGCGAAGUUUAACUUGAUCGAGUUUGAUCGAGCAUACGACGAGAAGGAUGAAAAUAUAUUCGUCUACAGGUUGGCCGAUCGGUACCGGUUGAAGAUUCGGCUGAUCGGUGAACGACCUUGGACAGCAUCGGAGCUGAUUGGAUUCAACAAUACGGGGAACAUUUGUGUGUGGCCUUCCGAAGAGGCCUUGGCCUACUACAUUCUGUCACGAUUGAAUAUUUUUGAAAACACUAAUGUUCUGGAGUUGGGUGGUGGAAUGACCUGUCUCGCAGGGCUUGUCUUGGCCAAAUAUGGCAAUCCGUCUUUUGUCCACGUUACUGAUGGAAACGAUCUAUCGGUCGAGAAUGUUAGAAAAUCGCUGAACAUGAACAAGUUCAAUAGCACAAUUAAAACCUCCGUCCUGAAAUGGGAAUCGGUUUGCCUCGAUCAAUACGCUAAAUAUUCCGAUCGUGCCCGGUACCAGUUCAUCCUUUCGGCGGACUGUCUCUUCUUCGACGAGUCUCGUUCGCACCUAAUCGAUGCCAUCUGGUUGUUUCUGGCAGAUGAAGGAGUGGCUCUCAUAACGGCUCCCCGCCGGGGUCACACCCUAACACACUUUCUCGACGAAUGCGUCGCCCGCGGCUUCUACUACGAUCUGCUGCACUGCUACAACGAGGCAAUCUGGGACAAACAUCUGGAGCUGAUCAAAACCGACGGGUACGAUGAAAACAUCCACUAUCCGUUGUUGAUAAAAAUGUACAAAAAAGAUUACGAUUUACGGCAUAUCUGAUUGC
Molecule: messenger RNA, 1644 nt
Organism: Ochlerotatus camptorhynchus
Lineage: Eukaryota; Metazoa; Arthropoda; Insecta; Diptera; Culicidae
Product: calmodulin-lysine N-methyltransferase-like
Exons: 2
Coding region: 600-1640 (346 amino acids)
Cellular component (GO): cytoplasm
Molecular function (GO): calmodulin-lysine N-methyltransferase activity
Source: RefSeq, a predicted model, not a curated record